Messenger RNA from Toxorhynchites rutilus septentrionalis, 381 nucleotides. RefSeq lists its product as uncharacterized. The transcript has a single exon. NCBI's taxonomy places the organism in Eukaryota, Metazoa, Arthropoda, Insecta, Diptera, Culicidae. Gene Ontology annotation, biological process: DNA transposition; DNA integration. Gene Ontology annotation, molecular function: DNA binding. The record is from RefSeq and is a predicted model, not a curated record. Bases 1 to 381 code for a protein of 126 amino acids.
AUGAAUAAAACAGUUGCCGAAAUAGCUAGGAGUGUUGGUAGGCCAAGAACAACGGUACAGGAUAUUAUCAAUCGUUAUAAGAACAGCGAAAACUUCGACAACAAACCUAGGACGGGACGUCCUUGCAAGUUAACGGGAAGAGCAAAGCGAAAAAUAAUACAAAUUAUUGAGAAAAAACCGAAAACAUCUUCGACAAAAGUGUGUGGAGAGCUGCUGGAGUUCAGUGGGAAAGAUGUUCAUUCCAGAACGGUGCGGAGAGUGUUGAAUAAUGCCCAAUAUAGUGCCCGUAUUCGUCGUAAGAAGCCUCUUAUUAGCAAGGUUAAUCAGGCUGAAAGGUUGAACUUUGCGAAAGAUUACCAAAAUCACCCGAUUGGUCUCUGA